GAAAUGGACCGUCGCGCACUUGGAGAGGUCGUUCUGCUUUUCCAGGCCCGACAGACUCGGGCUGCAAUUGCGGAAGAAAUCAAAGCCUUCGAGAGAUGCUUUGACGAGGUCCUUCAAACUGCUACGGCAUUCUUGGAAGCAACUGAGGAUUUUCAGGAAGACAUCUUCCUGCUGUUUUCCGAGGACGAUGCUCUGCUAAACCUUCUCUGCCACUUCACCGCGUUGUCUAACGGCAUCCUGGAGUUUCUGGACUUCCAAGCUCAGCAGACUGGCCUGCCAUCAGGGGUUGACAUUUCCCUAGAAAGCCAGGUCAAAGCAGCUCAAGCAUUCGUCGAGAAAUUCCUUCAGACUUUCCUUCUUUUCAAGCGGGCUGAAGGCUACCCGGGAAAAGAAAUCGGAAUGCUUCCAAAAGAGGAUGUCAUGAUCUUCGGUGGAGCUGUGUUUCAUCGACACAACCGUGUCAUCCCGAUCAACGCCCCUGACCCGCACAGAGUUGAUGUCUCCGCUUCGAGGGCAGCUAAGUAUUGGCAUGGAGAGCACCUCUUUCAUCCACUCAGACACGUACCUGGCACGCAAUGGCACAAGUACUUCGGCAACCUGCAACCGGGCCCAAAGUACAUACCGGCGCUAUUCAGGGAGAACAAUCAGCAACCCAAUUUCAUCAUUGUUUUCCCAACCACCCUUGGAUUCCUGGUGGACGAAACAGGAACUGAGUAUGAGAAGUAUCGCCAAUACUUCGAAAACCAUAACCGACUGCCUGGCCCACGCAAAUCAGACGAUGUCAGAAACUCCAUUAUGCGCAGGAUCCAACGCCGUCUGUCUACCCUUUUCGAGGGAGAGAAGGUUAAUGACCAUAAAUCGGUUGUUUUCUGGAAUGAAGACAUGAGACUACUUGCCCGUCCGGAGUACGAGAGCCUUGGAGCCUUCCGCCUCGACGUACUCAAUGCCCGGGCAAACCAUCACAGGUUGGCCGGGAUCGCGUUGCUGGGGAAUGACAUCCCCCCGAUUAAAGCUUUCCCUGAGGGAAACCCGGUCACGUACUGGAUUGGCGGCAGAGAUUAAGGCAUAGACGCGAGGUUCUGACAUGUUCUGUCAACAUGGGAGCGGGGUGCUGAGAAGAGCGGAUUCAGAACGCCUGAAGGAAAGGACAUCAC
Messenger RNA from Canariomyces notabilis, 1154 nucleotides. RefSeq lists its product as uncharacterized. The record is from RefSeq and is a predicted model, not a curated record. Bases 4 to 1062 code for a protein of 352 amino acids. Lineage: Eukaryota; Fungi; Ascomycota; Sordariomycetes; Sordariales; Chaetomiaceae. The transcript is spliced from 5 exons.